UGGUGUGCUAGCUGUUAUAUCUCUUCUUGAAAACUCAUCACAUAGAUCCUAUUCUCCUUCGUAUUAUUAUCUACGCAGUAACAACUAAAACUGCGAUUGUCAAUGAAUGACUUUUAUUUUAUCCACUGAGUGUGUUUUCAAGGAAAGAUCAUGUGAGGUGAGACAAACCAAGUGAUUGUGUUUUAUUUAUUUAUCAGUGAUCCAAGUACCGCAGAAAGAGCCUAGUCCUAUAAAAAGAGCAUGAUGGACUCUUGCCUUUCUUCAAGGAGAAAGAGAGAAUAUUUGAUCAAAACCAGAUCUUGCAUGGUUUGAAGAUUUACUUGUGUCACCGUGAGUCAGCACCGUGAAUCAGCACCAUUCACCAGCACACCAUGUUUGUCAAACAAACCUUCCAGACUAUUAUCGGGUGUGGUUGGACCUGGCAAAUAAUCUCACACAACUGAUAGAGUCACGAAAACUACGGGACCUGGUUCAUAAGAUGCCGGUUUUGACUCCCCAUCUCCUGAGCAAUCAUCGGGAGCUCAGGCUGGCUCACUUAGCACUGGGGUUCAUCAGCAUGGGAUAUGUAUGGCAGGAAGGACAAUAUGCACGUGCUCUGAUUCUCCCAAAAGCCUUGGCCUGGCCCUACUGGCUGGUAUCUCGUGAGCUUGGACUUCCCCCCAUCUUAAGCUAUGCAGAUUCAGUGUUAGCCAACUGGAAAUUAAGGGACCCCAGAGGUAGGAACAUGGAUUCCAUAUUUUCCUUCCCCGGUGGAGAGAGUUGCAGGGGAUUUGUCAUUGUGUCAUUGUUCGUUGAGAUGACUGCUAGUUCAGGCAUAAUGGGGGCUAUGCUGGUGAUGCAUGCUAUGAAAAACUCUGACCUCAUGGGCAUAAAGGAAGGUCUCGUCAAAGUAACUCAUUCUUUGAAGAAGAUGAAGGAAACUUUCAAACUCAUUCACAAUCAUGUAGUUCCAACUGCAUUUCAUGGAAAAUUGAGAAUUUUUUUCUCAGGGUGGCGAGACAAUCCAAUGCAUCCAAGGGGGCUGUUGUAUGAAGGGGUGAGCAAUGAGCCAAUUUUGUUAUCAGGCGGAAGUGCAGCCCAGAGUUCAGCCAUUCAAUGCUUUGAUGCUCUGCUGUGCAUCCAGCAUGAGGAUGAGACAGGGGCCUUCCUGACACGCAUGAGGGAUUACAUGCCUCCUGCUCACCGUCAGCUGAUAGAAACUCUCUCUGCUCUUCCACCACUGCGAGACUUCAUCUUUUCCUGCUCAAGCUCUGAUCUCUGCCAGGCUUACAAUGCCUGUGUCUCAGCGCUGGUGGAUGUACGAAACUACCACCUCAAUAUAGUGACCAAGUACAUCAUUGUGCCGGGUUACAAGGCCCAAGCCAUGGGCUGCCCGCUCAGUGGCGUGGGAACCACUGGGCUGAACAACGCAGGGACUGGUGGAUCCAGCCUAAUGGUCUUCCUCAAGAGUACCCGUAAUGCGACACAAAAAGCACUGAUCUUAGAGAAGUCAACUGUAUCAAAAGAUACAGAAAUUUAAUUUUGUUUAUAUGAUCAUAUGUAGAUUAUCCAACACCUUUUUACACUACAGUCUUGAGGUUAUUUAUGAAAGGUUUACAUCAAUAAAUAUCCCCAAAAUUGUAGUUAUUAGAAUUCAAGUUCUUACUGGGUCAUGCACACGACUGUAUUGUAGUGCUUGGUGAAUGAUUGACUCGCUGUUUAGUAACUAUGACCCUCGUAGGUGUGGUCCAACACUUUGAACCAGAGAAGAACUAGUUUUCACUCUGGAUUUACAGUUUUUCUUGAUUGGUAAGGCAGGGUUAAUGACACUGGGUUCCUCCUCAUCUUCAUCAUCACCUUCUUAGAACAGUCGAGGUCUUGUUCUACUUUUUUACAGUAACACUUUUUUUUGUAUCUUUUCACCAGGUUUCUUUACUGCAAUGUUUACUGCAUUUCACAGUAUUCACCCUUUCUGAGUAAAAACUGUACCAUAUUAAAUGUCCAAAUUUGUCCACAGUAGUAUAGUAGCUUACUGUGGCUCAUGUCAAAAACAGUUCAUGGGCACAUAAAGACCUGCAUACAAUAAUUAAUUUUUAUUGUAAUAAGAGUUAUUCCAUUAGACACAAUUCAACUCAUGAAAUAUCAAAUGUUGCAUAAUAUUUAACAAUGUAACACAAUAAUUGCCAAUUCAUUGACAUUGAUGUGAAAGGAACCUUUUGUUAUGGAAGCGCAUUGCAUUUAACUACGACAUUGGACUCUCGUAAUCAUGAUAAAAGAUUACAUUACAUUCAUUUUGCUGACACUUUUGUCAAAAGGAACUUACAAUCAUCGACUCAGGUAGCAUUAAGGACCAAAACUGUGAUGGCUUAGUUUUGAACCCCAACCUUUGGUACCAAAGUCAGCUGUGUAACCCGGUAACCUAUACCAGCUGCUAGAUCACCUAAUUACGAGAUCAUGAUAAACUGGAAUAGGCUACUACAUGUCAUAGGAACACUAUUUGGUGAGGAUAUUGUUUCAUUUCAGGACCACUACAGUCAAAAUACAUUCAAUUCAAUUUUAGCAAAUAGUUAUAUUUUGGGUCUGUUCUGAGACCACCCUGCCCUUCCACAUGCCUACUUGGAAAGUCUGAGAUAGGGAGAGCACAUUUCCCUAUCAUUCCAUGAGCCUUCAUGGAAUUUGAGGUAGGGAUAGCAGCAGCCAAAAAAUCCCCAGUGCAGAACAGAGCGGGCAUCAAUGACAACAUAUUACAGUGAUUAAGUCAGACACAUAUAAAAAAGAGGUGCUGGGUUAGAGGCGGGUUGCAAGUGGCAUGCAGCAAGCAAGAAGAGUAGGUUAAAGCAGCUUAAAUAGAGCGCACAAUAUAAGCUUUGCCAAUUGAAUGCGUAGAAGAGGAUCAGCUGAGCAGUCAACUGAUGUGGGCUGGCAUAGUGGCAGUGCUUGACUUCAUGGCCUGCCUUAACUAACGCUAUGCUCAAUUUGUGUGAGCAACUGUAUUAUUGUUUUUAUUGUGGCUAACAUGAAGUCGAAUUUUAAACCCAGACAGUUUGUCUGCUCGCGUGACCUCAGUCUGCGCUGUUUGAAGCAAACAUUAGCUUACCAUCGUAAAUGCAGUCCAGAUGGGGAUUCAAAGAUACAAGAUGAAACACUUUUGGAAUGAAUCACAGCACUCUGUCAAAUUAUCUGCUGGAUAUAGACAGUAUACAUACACAUUACAGAGUCUUAAUUUCAUAGUGGACAUUGUGUUAUGACCAAAAAAGUGGACAGACAUGGCUUACUGGACUGAAAAGUGAAGCCAAUGCGGAAGUGCUCUGAGCCUUCCUUUACAUCUCACUUGAUUUAUUAGCUCAGUAAACAUUUUCCUAAUGAGUCUAUCGUCUCAGUCUUCUUCAAUUUAGCAUGAUGUUCAUUUUGUAAAUUAUUGUCCCAUUUAGAGUGAAAUAGACCAUAAAGUAGGGGAUGCUUUAGGCUUCACAGUGACCUGUCAAUCAGGAUAGAUGUUUAGACUGCAUCUACCGUGGGCAAAACAACACCUGUGAAUGACAAGACCUAAAACAUAUAUGGAAUGAUAUCUUAAACAGGCAGAUCAUGGAACUGACCUCUCGUUUUAAGGAGGACAUGUACGGGUUUAUGAGACGGUGACAAGGCAUUAAUACAGCCCGCCAGCACACACUUUUCCAUCGCUGUGGAAGAUGCAGAACAUAAAGUUUUUGUGCAGCAGCUGAAAUGAAAAGUCACAGCGGACAUCCCAUUUCCAACACUUGUUGAGGUGCUCGAUGCAUGACCCUGUGAAAUAUUCCCCAGAAUGAAUCGUCUCCUACAGGCCCUCGUCAUCAUUCCCAUAUCAAGCUGCACUGUUGAGAGACUCUUUUCAGCUGUCAGUCGGAUAAAAACCGGCAUCAGGGCAUCAAUGAUGACUUACAGACUGAACUCUUUGUUCCUGCUGACCUUUGAACUAAAACUGACAGAAUUAUUGGACUACAAUGAAAUCAUUGCAGUGUUCAACACCAAGCCCUGUUGUCUCCUAUUGUAAUCAUCUAAUGUAAAGUUAGAAUUUCGGACAGUAGCCUAUUGCCUGUUUUAUUUAUUUUUGUUUAUUGUAUAUACCAAGGUUAUGUUGGGUGUACAGUUGGAUUUUAUGCAGAUGUUGCGGUGUUUGCAAUCUGUGUGUGUGAUUCAAGUGUCCUUUUGACGCUACGUUAAGGCAUGCUGGUUCGCACAUUUGGUUUAAAAAGAAUGGUCAGCUCUGUGUGAAAAAGUGGCAGCCGUGCCAAUCUAUGCAAGGCUUAUUAUGUUUGGGACAUCACUUCUAAUGACCUGUAAGGCUUGAAUCAUUAAACUGUGUGCUUUCAUUCAA
This is a messenger RNA of Scophthalmus maximus (turbot), 4333 nucleotides long. RefSeq names its product indoleamine 2,3-dioxygenase 2-like. The record is from RefSeq and is a predicted model, not a curated record. Gene Ontology annotation, biological process: 'de novo' NAD+ biosynthetic process from L-tryptophan. The coding region runs from base 479 to 1519 and encodes 346 amino acids. The transcript has 9 exons. Gene Ontology annotation, cellular component: cytoplasm. NCBI's taxonomy places the organism in Eukaryota, Metazoa, Chordata, Actinopteri, Pleuronectiformes, Scophthalmidae. Gene Ontology annotation, molecular function: indoleamine 2,3-dioxygenase activity; L-tryptophan 2,3-dioxygenase activity; heme binding.